Molecule: messenger RNA, 1539 nt
Organism: Peniophora sp. CBMAI 1063
Lineage: Eukaryota; Fungi; Basidiomycota; Agaricomycetes; Russulales; Peniophoraceae
Source: the annotation of a GenBank genome assembly
AUGCUCCUAUCUGCACAACAGAAUCGACCUUCCUCCGCAUCUAGUUCCUCACAAGCGUCGGUGCUUCCAUUAGCAGGACCUGGCCCUUCGACACAGACUUAUCGCUCGGGUUCUAGCACCUCCGACAAUGCGAAGAGCAAGACGUCUACUAGCAAGCCCUCGAACACGUUCCAGGAGAUCAUGUCCGGCCUGCGUGGUCCUACUUGGGCGGGCACAGUUGCAACGUCAAGUGCGUCAUCAGACGCAGCUGUUCAGCGCGCUAGAGACGAGGCCGUUGGUGGUCUCCAGGGCCGGGAAUCCAGCAAGAGUCCUCGGAAGCGAUCUCGGCGCGACUCGUCACCAGAGCCACCACCUCAGCGCAAGUCAAGUAACACCAAGGGCAAAGCUCGCGCAACUUCGGGCGCCCAAGGCCCCGGACGGGAGGCUGGGCAGUUUAAGAAGAAGAAAAUGGGGCGUCCAGCAAACGUCAUCGCCGCACAGGGCGUCCCAUCCUUGUUCUUCAUCUUCGCGGGUCCGUACGUGGAGGCUGGCCGGAAUGGACAGAAGAAGCUCCCGUCUAGUUCGGAACGUGCACCUAGUGAAACCGACUUUGAGAAUGCACUGGGUUACGGCCAGGCUGUGCGCAACACCCUGCAUCCAAUGCUGAUCGAUCCCGCGGACUCACACGAAACCGUCAUGGACAGUAUUGAAGAUUUUGCUCCCGAGAUGUUCCGGUACAUGGAUCUCUUCUAUCCUGACGCGCGCAAACAGCUCUUUCUUGCCUUCAAAGACGGAAGGUCAAAGGUUAUGGGACUUGUGCAGAAGCAGGAGUUUACGGGCGCGGACGUCCUCACACACCGCUCACCGAAGGCUGGUGAUAUCAGCAGGAAGGUUGUAUAUCUUGCCAUCUUUGCGCCGUUCAGGGAACGGAACAUGUCGCGCUGGGUGGCAAAACAGUGCCCGUCCAAACGUCGCCUCGAAUACGCACCCGAUUUCGAUCCGGAUGCACUGGAGGACGAGUUAUCCUUCGAUGAGGGAGAUGCAGCGUCUGAUAGUGAUGGUGACGGGCUCUCUCCUAAGGAACAUUGGCGGCGUUCUUUAGGAAAGCUGGACAACAAGGGCAAGGGAAGGGCAUCAGAACCGUCUGCUGCAGCUGGCGCUGAGCAGUCCUCACCGUCGGAGCCCACUCCUGUACCCACUCCUCGCAUCUCCCCCCGCACACUACCAACCCCAACUGCACCCGAACACAGGUCCACGGGAAUGUCUGACCAACUGGCGCUUUCGGCCGAUGAACGUCGCCAGACCGAGCGCCGGCUGGUCCGCGCAACUAGUAGUCUCGCGUCAUUCUCACUGGGGACUGCGGCAGAAACCACGGAGGUGUUAACGGGUACUACCGAUGCAUUUGCGCCAGGCUUGUUAGGGGAAGACUUCGAAAGCGCUCUUUUCAAUGAUUUUGGGUCUGGGCAUGUUGAAGACUUCUCCGCGCAGAUUAUCCUCUCGGGUUACAGCCCUUUCCUGGUGCCCAAUCUACCCCUCAUCCCCAGUGGGAACGCCGCGUGA